AUGGGGAGUUUCAUUAUAUAAGUAGUCGAAUGUAUGUCGGGAAUCCGAAUACAGCAGGUUGACGUAGUAAAGCUCUCCCUCCGACUCACCUCCCUCACAUAAGAAAGCACAAGUUAGAGCAGUCGAGCAGAUCCGUUCAGAGAGCAGAGCUCAUCUCACACCUGUAGACGGCUGCUGAACAGAGGGAAACUUUCAUUCUUGCUGUCACUCACCGGAUUGGACUUUAGUUUAUACUAACCGCCUGAAGAUUCCUGCACAAACCGACCGCAUAUUGUACUUUUACAUUUUUCCCGCUUUGAGAAAGGGAAGUUGAGAUCGUGAGGCGCAACUUUCCCGCCCGUCAGAGAGCGCGCGGGCAACGACACUGAAGCGAUGGAGCCGUCCGUCAUCCCCGGUGCCGACAUGUCCGACCUCUACUCCAUUAACCCGUUUAAUGUUACUUUUCCUGACGAGGUGAUGGGGUUCGUUCCCGACGGGAGGAACUACACCGAGCCUAACCCGGUAAAGAGCCCCGCGGGAAUCAUCAUCGCCAUUUCCAUCACGGCUCUUUACUCAGUUAUCUGCGUGGUGGGACUCUUGGGAAACAUCCUAGUGAUGUAUGGAGUGGUCAGAUACACCAAGCUGAAAACUGCCACCAACAUCUACAUCUUCAAUUUGGCACUGGCAGAUGCUCUGGCCACUAGUACACUUCCAUUCCAAAGCGCCAAGUAUCUAAUGAACACCUGGCCUUUUGGUGAGCUUCUGUGUAAAAUCGUCAUAGCCAUUGACUACUACAACAUGUUUACCAGUAUCUUCACCCUCACUAUGAUGAGUGUGGACCGUUACAUUGCUGUGUGCCACCCUGUGAGAGCCCUGGAGUUUCGUACCCCCAUCAAGGCCAAAAUCAUCAAUGUGUGCAUUUGGAUUCUCUCCUCUGCUGUCGGAGUGCCAAUCAUGGUCAUGGCAGUUACCAAAGUGACAAACCAAGGUGCAACUGUCUGCAUGCUGAAGUUCCCUGAUCCAGACUGGUACUGGGACACAGUGACAAAGAUUUGUGUGUUUAUCUUUGCAUUUGUGGUACCAGUGCUAGUCAUCACAAUCUGCUAUGGUCUGAUGAUCCUACGUUUGAGAAGUGUCCGUCUUCUCUCAGGCUCGAAGGAGAAGGACAGAAACAUGCGUAGAAUCACACGAAUGGUCUUGGUAGUGGUGGCCGCCUUCAUUAUCUGCUGGACACCCAUCCACAUCUUCAUCAUUGUCAAAACACUUGUAGAUGUCAACCAAAAGAACCCCUUUGUGAUUGCCAGCUGGCACCUGUGUAUCGCACUUGGCUAUACCAACAGCAGCCUCAAUCCCGUCCUCUACGCUUUCUUGGAUGAGAAUUUCAAGAGAUGCUUCCGAGACUUCUGCCCACCCUUCCGAACCAGAGCUGACCAGAAUAGCCUUAACCGAGCGAGGAAUGCCACAAGGGAGCCAGUUUCAGUUUGUGCACCUUCGGAGGCAGGAAAGAAGCCAGUAUGACUAGGCCUGGAGAGGAUCCCACGGGGGUCCCAGUCCAGAAGAGUUCAGCAGGACCUGCAAUCUGAGGUCACUCAAAUCUCCACUACUGAAUUCUAGUAACAGAAUGGAAGGGCCGCUUCUUGCAUCUUGAAAAGCAUACAGCUCCACAGUACUUAAUACUAUAUCAUCAAGUUUUGCAUUAUCAGAAGGUAACCAGAGAGACUGAGUUGAGCAGCUCCUCUUCUGCACCAUGUAUUACUUUGUAUUAUGGACUGCCCCCAGUAUUCCUUUGGGAAAAAAUGCAAACACAAUGAUGAGCAUCUUUUGAGUCCACUGUCUAAAACAGGGUAAAUUAUCAGUCUUUCAUGGUCUGGUAGACUUUCGGGAUUUGAAAUCUUACUGGUUCUGAGGACAUACCAAAAUUUGAAUAAAGGACCAUUCACCGAAAGUCUGUAAACAAUGGAUGAAUCAAUUUCCUGAGUGAAAAUAGCUGCCGGUACAUCAAAAAAAAUGUAAUCUGAGACAGGCUACAAAAGCAAAUAGUGGAGAUGGGUUCCAGUUGCAGGAAACUGGUUCAGAAAUGAAAAGUAUUUUCAGCGUUGAUUAUAUACUUGAUUACUUCUAUCCCUCAGAGAUACUGGACUGGUAGCAGACUAACCUUUGGGAAACAGAAAAAAAAUAAAACAAACAUGGGAAACAGAUGUAAAAACUCUCCUAAAAUGUCUGUUAAACCUCAGUGAUGGAAACUCCGGGGGGAAUGAUGGAAAAAUAUGUCUUUCUCCAGAAUAGACUGCUGUCAGGUUGGAGCAAAGUGAAGAGAAGUGGUGUGUUAUGACAUGUAGACCAGAGCGUGUGUGGCUUGCACCUGAUCUUAGCAAUCUGGAAACAACAUUGAUGGAUUAUUAGCCAUUAUUGCUGAAGACCAGCUCAUGAUACCAAACUCUGCAUCAACUCUCUGGCCUCCUCCACAAUUUACUGCAUCACUGUUGUCCAUGAACAAACGUAUUUUCUAACAUUGCCAUUCCUCUUUAAUGGAUAGAGGUGCACAUGGAAGACUUCUGAAAAAAAGAAGUAAAACUUUUCCAAUUUCAUUUUCAAUAAGGUUUACUUAAAGGGAAAGUAAACCGAACUGAAGAAAUACUCUAAAUUACCAUUCAGAGUGUUGGAAUAAAUGAUCUAUUGAAUGUCACAUCAGAUUACAUUAGAUUGGCUUGGCUUUUGCUCUGGAGUUCCUGAUAAAGGAUAUAUACUGACUAUUUUGAGUAUUAGUGGAACAUGAUACAGCCCUUGGACUCAAUGGUAAUUUCUGAAUGUUUUGAUUUCAAUCUGUAAUGAUUCCACUGAGCAAUUUGAUGUUAUAUCUUGUAUUCAUAUCAAAACAGCAAAUGUUUGUUUUUUGUUUUUUUAAUCACUGUGCUUUUAUGGUCAAGUCAAAAGUGUAGCAAAAGAAGACUGUCUGUAGAUAGGUCAGUUUUGUUAUUUGAGACUUUUCAUUGUGGUUGGCAGUUCCAUUUUGUUAAAUGCCAUUCAAAAUCUCAAGAGAUGGCUUUGCCUUUUAAGAGGUGAACCGAAUAUUCCUCAUAAAUGCUUGGUGAAUUUUAAUUGCAGUACAUCUUUUGAGUCGAAUAACUGGACUGAUUUUGAUCUUAAUUAAAAAUAGCACAGGCUUACUAGAUGACUCACAAUUCAAGAGUAAGUGUUUUUGAUGCCUUGCCUCUGGAUAUUUUCUAGCUGUACUGUCUCACUGAGUCACUUGUUUUAUUGUUAUGAUACUGGUAAUUGUACUGAGCUGUAAUUUUGUUGAUGAUAAGUGGUUUUAGUGAAAUUGUGUUUGUGUUGCAUUUUUAAGAAAGAGACAAAAAUGUGUUUAUAAGAAACUGCAGAUGUCAGUAAACAUCUGGAGAAAUAUAAUCUAAAUUUGUUAAAGUCAAAUUUCAUAUAUGGUGUUAAAAGAGUUGUUUAGACAUAAUUUCGUAGAUCUGUGGUUACCAGAACCGACAUCCAUGUUUUGUUUUACUGGGUGACCAUACUGACAUUUUUUCUGGACACAUCCUACCCAGUAUCCAGGUUUUGCCUUUGUUUGCGCUGUGCAGAGCGAAUGAUGUAUGACAUCAAAGUACUGUGCGAGCUAUAGAGAGCAGACGGCAUCUUAUGCUUUCAAAUUGCUCUCACGGUGAUGUCAUGCAAUGAUUUGUCUGCACAGUGCCGCUUCAAGUCAAACACACUGAAUAUGUACACGUACUUGCAUCGCUUUGACUAAUCCCAUGUUCUCACACUGCACAAUUGCUCAAUUAUGUACAUGCCUGCAUGUUAUUAGUCAAACUACCUUUCGAACAUUACCUUCAGCAAGUAUGAAAACAGGAAAACAAAGCCAAAACCUGGAUAUUUUAGGCAAUAUAAAUCCUGGCCAAGAUGUGUAUGGGAAAAAUGGCAUGUAUGGUCACCGUAGUUUUACAGCAUAAUUUUUUUUCAUAGUCACAUAUCUUAAAACAGUGGGUUUUAGUUCCAGUUUUACCAAUAAUUGAGAUCAUCAGCUCAUUAAGCUCUAAGUAUACUUUGUUUUUGUACAUGUACGCUAGCGUAUUAUGUUGUCUCUUUAGUUUAAUUUCCUACUGUGAAACAACGGCCCGGGCCAGUGCUGCCACCUUGUGGAACAACAGAUUAGUGCAAAACUAAUUAAAUGUGAAUGUGUGACCUUUACAUACAAAGUAUGUGCGGUUACAAUAAUCAGAUGGUGUGUGUACAGUAUGUGUACUAUUUUGGUGAUGAAAUUUGUGUCAUGCACACUGUACGUGGACUCUCGCGUACACAUAAAAAGUAUACUUUGGUCUUUAGGAGAGACUUCAUGAACUGAGCUGCGUCACAAUGCAGUGUUCAUUACUGUAUAUUCCCUGAGCAGUUUCACUUCAAAGAGAAAUUUUCACUAACAAAGAGACAUACAAACUGCAUCAGGACUGGAAAUGAGAACUGCUGUUUUAAAACAUUUGCAUUAAAUGGAUAGUUUACCCCUAAAAAAAAAAAUAAUAAUAAUAAUAAAAAUAAAAAAUCUUAUUAUUCACACGCUCUCAUGUAUUUGAGCACAAAAGAAGAUAUUUUGAAUAAUGUUGGUAAUCAAACAACUGGCGGUAGCCAUUGACUUCCAUAGUAUUUUUUUUCUCCAUAUUAUAUGUCAACUGUUUGUUUAUACACAUGCUUCAAAAUAUCUUCUUUUGUGCUCAACAGAAGAAAGAAACUCAAACAGGUUUAAAACAACUUAAAGGUGAGUAAAUGAUGGCAGAAUUUUCAUUUUUUGGGUGAACUAAGUUCAUAUUUAUGUAUCAAAAUUCAGUGCUACACGCUCACCAUAAAACCAUAAGAACUGCAUAAUAUGUAUUAAAAGAGUUAUGAUAUUCUGUCUUAUUUCUAGAUUUGUUCAAUUUUUGAUGAGAAGCUUUUACAUUUUUUGUAGAAUGAUCUGCAGUUAUUUUGGCUUUUUUCAUUAUUAUUUAUUAUUGAUCAAAAGAUAGCAAAGAGUCUGAAUCCUGUUAUCUUUGCUGGUUGUUAAUAUGUGGCAGAACUGAAAGUAUAUUUAUGUUGUUUGCAUAUCUCUAGAUCGGUUGUGCUACAGUGCCCAGUGUAUAAUUGCGUGAGUCCGCAAGCCAUAAUUGUACAAUUUCUCAUAAGCUUGCACAAGUUCUGCAUAUAUUGUACAAAUCCUUGAAAAGAUUAAUAUUCAAUUAAAUAAAA
Molecule: messenger RNA, 5202 nt
Organism: Labeo rohita (rohu)
Lineage: Eukaryota; Metazoa; Chordata; Actinopteri; Cypriniformes; Cyprinidae
Gene: oprd1a
Product: opioid receptor, delta 1a
Exons: 3
Coding region: 373-1497 (374 amino acids)
Biological process (GO): G protein-coupled opioid receptor signaling pathway; neuropeptide signaling pathway
Cellular component (GO): neuron projection; membrane
Molecular function (GO): neuropeptide binding; G protein-coupled enkephalin receptor activity
Source: RefSeq, a predicted model, not a curated record